Molecule: messenger RNA, 3493 nt
Organism: Chara braunii
Lineage: Eukaryota; Viridiplantae; Streptophyta; Charophyceae; Charales; Characeae
Source: the annotation of a GenBank genome assembly
GCGUCACACAGAGUCGAGCAACUUCCCGUUAACAGCGGCGUUCGCGGUUCUUGCUUGCUUGGGCGGGACGCAUGCCACACCGAGAAUAUCAUGAAAUACUGAUUUUGGCGUGGCCCGGCGGCGCGGGUGAUCACGGUCGAGGGUGCUCCUUGGUGCCACAUCAGUUUCCACAAAAGCGGGAGUGGGGGGAAGGAAGUGGAUGCGUUUGCGAGGGCAAAGGCGGAAGGCCCUGUGCACGAGCGGAUGACUUCGGGAUACCAAUGUGCAUAGCACUUGGGGUCCGCGGCAGAACGAGCAGACCAGCCCGGCGCUGGAGGGCAGGCGAGUGUCUGUGUCUGCGCUAUGACGAACACAUGAUUCGAGACACUCCUGCUACGGUGAUCAAUUUCCUUCUGGCUAUGGUGGGGGUUGGGUUGAUUGGGUACGGGGCGUGGAUGCUGAAUGCAUGGUGGGCUUAUAUUCCAACCCCACCUCAGCCGCCAGUUCCACCGACGACGGGGUUUUCCUCCUCUUCCAUGAUGGGGAAAACUUCUGCCAUUGUCUCUGCAGGCCUCAACGACCUUAAGCUUCCUGCUCCGUGGUUCAUUUACGUCUUCUUGAUUGCCGGUAUUUUCAUGGCUGUUGUUACGUGUACGGGUCUGAUUGGUGCAGGGACUAAUAAUGGUUGCUGUCUCUCCUGCCACUCUCUCGGCCUCGCCGUUCUGCUGAUGGCGCAAGCCGCGCUGGCAGCUGUUGUAUUCUUAAACGACAACUGGCAAGACUAUUUGCCGGCUGACCCCACCGGCCAGCUGGUCAAGACCAAGUCCUUCAUCGCUCAGCAUCUUCAAAUUUUUCAAGGGAUCGCCAUAGCUGUGGCUAGUGUUGAGGUUCUUGGUCUUCUCCUCUCCAUGUCACUUAAGGCAAUGCAAGGUGGUAGGAGACGAAGGGGAAGAGGAAGUGACAGCGACGACGAGUACGGGGUGAUAUCGAGGACAACAGCGAUUCGUCAGCCGUUGCUGCCACGUGUCCAGCCUGGAAGCAUGAUGCCACCGCCGCCACCACCGCUGACGGGGGCGCCAGCAGCAGCGGGUCAGGGUCCACCUAGGUCUGAUGCGUGGAGCCAGCGCAUGCGAGAGAGGUAUGGGCUCGAUGUUUCGGACUUCUCUUAUAAUCCAGAAGGGAGCAGAUAUGGCCAGCAACAACCGCAGCAGUCAAGGGUAUCUUCUCAAGACACGGAGAACAGUGGGGGGGGUUGUACGAUUAUGUGAGACCUGAGAAUGAGGGGGCGGGCGAGGAAAAGAAGAAACAAUACACGAAGGGAAGAGUAGGAGUGGUGGUUGGUAUGUGAGCUUUGUGGAGGGGGGAAGGGGAGACAGAGUAGUGGCAAAUCAGUAGAAAACCCAACGGCCGAUACGGGCCAAGGAAAAGAAUAAAGAAUACACGAAAGGAAGAGUAGGAGUGGUGGUUGGUAUGUGAGCUUUGUGGGGGUGGGGGAAGGGGGAAGAGAGUAGAGUGGCAAAUCAUUAGAGAACUCAAUGACCGAUACGAAAGAAUCUAAGUCCACACGAUUACUCCAUCUGUGUGGGACUUAGAUUAUUCCCACAAGUUCUAUGUGCGAAACAAAAGUUCCAUGUCCCACACAUGUCCCACGCAUGUCCCACACAAAUGGGGCUUAGAUUGUUCCCGCAAGUUCCAUGUGCCACCCCAAAAUCUUAGUCGCACACAUUUCCCACACAGAAAUCCAUGCCCACACAAAAUUAGUGGGACAUCUAGGACUGACAAAUCAUAUGAGAAUGUAACUCCAGGAUAGUGUGGGGUGUCUUCGAGUUAGCUUGGAGGAAGCGGGGGAGAUAGAGGAGGUGUUUCUUCGUUUCUGUUGGUAGCGAGAAGAGAGAGGAAGGUGGUUGCUGGUUGCUAUCUUUCAUCGAAAGAAAGAACGACAAAUCCCUUGUUCCCCGGGCCUCACAUACACCACACCCAACUCUGCACCCUUGUUAGAGACCUCCGCCCUGCACCCACCUCUCCGCCAUUCCCUUCCCGUAGAAGGAUAGCCAUCGCCGGAUGGCUCUAGGCUCUCCUUUCUUCAUCUCUCCUUCACACUCCCUUAGCAUACUCCCAUCUGUUACCUCUCCUGGCAACACACCCUAUCCUGGUCCUGCGAGAGCUUCUGUAGCAACCACGUUGGAUGACGUUUCUGAUUGCGUGUUUGUCCGACUUUUGAAUUCGUGUUCUUUUUUUCUCCCGUUUUCUUCUAGAAAUUUAGUUCUACGCUUAACAUGUCUCCAUGUCUGUCCGGCAUUCAAUGAAGUAGUUGAGUGGCUUUAGGAUGAUUUGAUGAAUUUGUUGAUUGGUUCAGGAUUCUUCGAUGUAAUUUCGCUCGUUCGCUACCAGUUGAUGCCGCCGAUGCCCGGUGCUCUCCCUGGUCUCUGUUUCCCAGUUGGCAGCCUUUGGAAUUUACCCCCCAUCCGGUCAAGUUGAAGGGUAGGGGGGGGGGGGGGGGGGGGUUAAUCAGUUGUCUGUAAGUAGUCCAGCUGGUCCUGUCGAUCUUAUCCGUUGUCAUUGAGUGCUCCAGCUGGGAGUGAUGUGAUUACGCACUAGUGUCUUUUCUAUUUUUGUGAACUAUCUAGUAUUAGGGUAUACGCACACUAGGACUUUUUGCACUAUGCUCUGGACUUGAUUUUCAGUCAGGUUCAUCGGGUUCUCGCCGCAAUUUCAGUCAGAUACAUUUAGAAAAGUCGUAGUGUGAAUACGCCCUUAGUGUUUCCUUGUUAUAUGGCCUGGCUGUAACUACUAAUAAGCUGCUAUAGAUCGUAUGGAUGGCUGAAUACUAUUGUCCGUUUCUUAUCCAUGUCUGGAUAUGAUAUGUAGUAGGAGACAUUUAGGACCAAUUUUCAAGUGGUUCGUUGUGGGGACGAGGAAGAUAUAAAUAGACCAAGAUAUAUAGUUAGAUAGAGUGCUGAAUUUGGCACGACCAUAAAGACAAAAGUUGAGUGUUGAAUUGGUAUGUAGUUGUACUGCGGCUUAAAUGCAGUAAGGAAAUGGAUAAGGUUGUGGAUAAAUAAGAGUGCGUAUAUGCGGACAACGAUAUAGUUGGAUACAGGAGCGCUAAAUUUGGCACGAGAACGAAAGGGGAAAGUGAGUGGUGGGUUGGUAUGUUGUUGUGCUGUGGAUAGACGGCAGUAAGGAAACGGAUAAGGUUGUGGAUAAAUAAGAGUGUGUAUAUGCGGACAAUGAUAUAGUUAGAUACGGGAGUGCUAAAUUUGGCACGGCGACAAAAGGGAAAAGUGAGUGGUGGAUUGGUAUGUAGUUGUACUGUGGAUACACCACAGUAAGGAAACGGACGAGGUUGUGGAUAAUUAGAGUGUGUUGAUGAGGAUGUAAAGGGUGGUUGUGGUUUGUUUGAAUAGCUUGGAAGAAGCAAUUCAGCGAAUAAAGUCUUUUUUCUUUUUUUUUCAAUUCUCUUUUCGCAAGUGUUCGUGUAACGGUGAUUGAAAUGCAUAUUAGAAAGAAAAAG